Messenger RNA from Amoebophrya sp. A25, 2005 nucleotides. NCBI's taxonomy places the organism in Eukaryota, Dinophyceae, Syndiniales, Amoebophryaceae. The record is from the annotation of a GenBank genome assembly.
AGAAGCCCCAAGUGUUUCGAGUCGGUCCAUAAAUCCAUGAUGCAAACACGUUGCUGGCUUAAGGAGUUAGGAGUAAUCCUACACCCCUUUCGCCCCGAAAAAUUGGAUAAAUUCACUUUUCCUACGACGUCUUUCGACUGGAUUGGGUUCCACAUCAACGCCGUCGAGUUGCUGGUGACGGUGCAAGAGGAGAAAAGAGGUAAGUACGUGGAAUUUGCAAGGGAAGUGUUGCAAUCGGACAGGGCAGGCACAUUGUCGGCAAAGGCCCUCUCGAGGCUCGCUGGUCGUUUCUGUUUCGUUACCGUGGUGCUGAGGAUUGGGCGACUAUACCUGAGAGCGAUCUAUGAUGCUUUAAGCGAUUGUGGUGCAGUGAAGAAAUGGACGGCGGGUUUCAGGCGAUUCGAUCCUAUCGUCAAGCUAUCCGAGCACGCUAGGAUAGACAUCGAGUGGUGGGUCGAAGCAUUGGAGUCCACACCAACGCUGCGGAUUUAUAGAACACUUGGCGACAAGUGCUGCCUGUUCGCCCCAGAGUUGGUCGAACAUCCCACAAUUAUAGAUAGAAUUCCCGAGUCCCUUUUCCUCACCUUCACUGGAGACGCGUGGUCAGGCAAGGGUUGGGGAGUGACCACCAACGACAACGAGACCCGCUUUGCGGGUGGGUUCACGUUCAUCAACGGCGAGCAGUCAUCAUCGAACUUGAGGGAAUUAGCGUUGACGUUAGAAUUCCUCACGAAGUACGCACAUGUGGCACGCGGCAAGUUGUUACUUUAUCGGACGGAUAACAUGACAACUCGACACUACUUGAACUUCGGAGCCGGGCGCAACUCGCUACUAUCGUUCUACGGUCGCAAGAUCGCCUUGCAAUGCGCAAAGUUAGGAUGCACUUUGGUGGCGGAACAUUUGAGAGGCAAAUACAACGUGGUGGCGGACAUGUUAUCCCGCCUGGCGCUGAAUGCUACAAAUUCAGACCCUUUGCCACAUCGAUUCCUGCUCAAGCGGCCGCGGCUCGCCCUUUGGGCUAGAUUGCGAAUGACGCCGACGGUGGAUAUGCUGGCAGCAAACUUUGGAUCAAGCGCGGCGCUGCCCAGGUUUGUUACAAUUAGAGAGGAUGCUUUUAGAUGGAGUGAUGAAAGUUUAUAUCAAGAAAUUUCAUGGUGGUUUCCUUCCAAUGACCUUGCACUUCCCCUCCUCAAGAAAAAGAUUGCUCCCAUGAUGACACUGGCCGAGCAGCAGAGGCCAGCGUGCAUCAUGUUGGUACCGCGAUACAAGUCGAAGCACGCGUACCUGUACGCGAGGUUCCACCGCGUCGCGAAAUUGAAAAAGAGUGGUCUAUUGUUUGGCGUAAUGGAGAAAGACGGCAGUUUUACGAACUUGCCAAGGUCCGACAUUGGCAUGUGGGUGCUGGCAACUCUGCCGUUGGAGAAAUUGCAACUGCGACAGACCCACCUUGCAAGCAAGGGGAGCGCUGUUCCGAAAUCGUAGGGGGUUUUGGGAAUGUUGGAAAAUCGGAAAUAUCGAGGUCUAGUUCCUACUUAGUGAUCCGAUAGGGCCUUCUUAGGUCGUGGCUACUUCCUUUUCACUUGCCGCCCUAUUACGCUAGGGACCUGAGUGAGCAGCUAAGUCGUGUCAGAGCCUACUUUCAUUGCAGGUGAGUGAGAACCACUAAAGGUGCGUGCCACCUGGAUGAAUGUCGGCGCGAAUCAUAAUGAUAAGGCGUUCUUCUAUAUGAGUGUCGUGGAGGGUGAGCGCGCGAGUGAGGGUACGUCCAUCACGUCUCCUCCACGCCUCAUCGUCAGAAUUGAGCGUCCCACCCGCCCAGUUCCCUUUUGACUUUUGAAUUCGCUCCGCGAGCCUAACAGCCGCUCUAUCUGACGGGAUCUUUGAGGCUAGGUAGGAGUGACUCAUUAUCGAGGUCUAGUUCCUACUUAGUGAUCCGAUAGGGCCUUCUUAGGUCGUGGCUACUUCCUUUUCACUUGCCGCCCUAUUACGCUAGGGACCUGAGUGA